This is a messenger RNA of Babesia sp. Xinjiang, 1140 nucleotides long. RefSeq names its product 26S proteasome non-ATPase regulatory subunit 13 (gene psmD13). The coding region runs from base 1 to 1140 and encodes 379 amino acids. Gene Ontology annotation, biological process: ubiquitin-dependent protein catabolic process. Gene Ontology annotation, molecular function: structural molecule activity. Gene Ontology annotation, cellular component: cytosol; proteasome regulatory particle, lid subcomplex; nucleus. NCBI's taxonomy places the organism in Eukaryota, Apicomplexa, Aconoidasida, Piroplasmida, Babesiidae. The record is from RefSeq and is a predicted model, not a curated record. The transcript is spliced from 6 exons.
AUGAAGGGCGACGCGGAUGCUACGCUUUCCAUUGUAACUUCAAAUCAACCAAAUCUAGCGCCACUUGUGGAGCAGAUUAGGGAUCACCUCGCUACCAAACAUUACCAUGAACUAACAAACGCUCUCACGGAACUUUUGGGCUCAUAUACGCUUGUCUGCGAUGUAAAGAUACGCGUAUUCGAGGAAAUAGUACACCCUAUCAAGGACACACUCAACACAUUGAGAUUCGCACAACUACUCGCUAAAUGCUCAGAGAACCUUGAUCCCAAGGUUGCACUAGAACAUCUUUGCAAAUAUGACACGUUUCUAGAAAAGGAUCUAGAAGCACAUAUCAUGCAUCAAAUCGCAAAGGCACACCAUAUGGUAAAGGCCGGGCAACUGAAGGAAUGUGACGCACUGCUAACAAAGGUGAAAGAGAAAGUCGAGGACAGUAUGGACAUUGACAUCUCUGUACACGGUGCAUAUUAUCGAGCAUCAGCGGAACUCAACAAGGCGAUGAACAAUUUCUCAAAGUCAUAUAACGACUGGAUCAUGUAUCUGUCAUACACCAGUAUCAACGACAUACCGGAACCAGAACGUCAAAAUAUCGCUGUUGAGACUACUAUAUGCGCCAUAGUAGCGCAUGACAGCUUCGGAUUUGGAGAACUUAUGCACCAGCCCAUCAUAGAGGCAUACCUAAAGGGGAGUGAACAACAGUGGCUACACGACAUGCUCAUCAUAUUCAACGAAGGACAGUUACAGCUAUUCGACGAAGCUCUAGAACGCUACAGAGGAAAAAUUGUACACACUGAACUCGCUGGAAAAGAAACACAACUCAGACAAAAACUUACUUUAAUCGCCUUACUUAACUUGGCAUUCAGUAAACCAAGUAAACAGAGAUGCCUUACAUUCGAAGAUAUCGCAUACCACUGCGCAAUCACAAUAGAUCAAGUAGAACCAUUCGUCCUAAGAGCACUCGCACUCAAGCUUAUCAAGGGACACAUAGACCAAGUACAGCAAACUGUACAAAUCACAUGGCUGCAACCACGGAUACUUGACAUGGCAAAGUUGCAAAAUGUCGCCAAUAGAAUUGAAAACUGGAUAGAAGCCACAAACGAGAUCGUUUGCAGCCUAGAACAAAUGACUAAUUCAUCUGCAUGA